Molecule: messenger RNA, 374 nt
Organism: Brassica napus (rape)
Lineage: Eukaryota; Viridiplantae; Streptophyta; Magnoliopsida; Brassicales; Brassicaceae
Product: cyclin-dependent kinase 12-like
Exons: 3
Coding region: 3-374 (123 amino acids)
Source: RefSeq, a predicted model, not a curated record
AAAUGAUGAUAUUUCUAGUGAUGACUGUCCCCGAGACUCAGUACACUCAGAGAGUCAUUGGAUCUCCUUCUUCUAGUGCUCCCCAGAUGCCUCCUCCUCUUGUGCCUCCUACGAUGCCGGCACCUCCGAUGCCCGCGGCCGAGAUUCAUCCCGAUUUGAUGGUGCCUCCGAGUGCUCCUUACUCGCAGUACACCGUAGAGGACAUUCUCCGUCUGCCAGGCAGAGAAGGUUUACCAGUCAUCGACCCCGACCGACCGGACGGAACUUUAUGGUGGGGGAUUGACGGAUGUCUUGCAUCGGACGUAACCGACACGAUAAAAGGUUACUUCUCCAUGGCACAUCCGAACUGGAAAAUGACGCCCCACUACGUCUGA